GUUCGAGGCGCUAGCGAAGAGUACAGUAUAAUUACCCUGCAUAAAGUUCCCUGAUUUUUCUCGGCUUUGGGAGGCAUUGUCAGCUCUUGUCUAGACUGAGAACCUCGGGCGAAAACAGAACUCCGGAGCCGCAAACUAGAACCCGUGUCCGAGAAGACAGACAGCCAACCAACCGCAUAUUCACUGCCAUUCAAUCAUGACAGAAAGCCACAAGUCCGAGGUUGUCGAGGAGCACCUUGAGAAAUCUGAUCAGCAACAACAACACCAACAAUGGGCUGAGGUGGCUGCGCGCCAGAUCGAGUACGAGAAGAACCUGAGUUUCUUCCGCAGCGUUUGGAUCUACUGGAGGAGCACCCUCUGGGUUCUCUACGGGCAGCUGAUCGUCUUCGGCUACGGCAUCGAUGGCAUCAUUGCGGGGAGUCUCCUUGCCAUCCCCAAGUUCCGUGAGGACUACGGCAAACUCUACGGAACAGGCGAGGCGGCCGCAUACAUUAUCCCGGCGACCUGGCAGAGCCUCUACGGCGGCGUCUCCCAGCUGGGAGCCGUCCUCGGCGCCGCGCUGACGGGCUGGCUCGCAGACCGGAUCGGGCGUCGCUACACCAACCUCUUGUCGUGCGCCGUCUCAGUCGUCGGGGUCGCAAUACAGUACGUCUCCACCCGGAACGGCUCGCUGGGGCUGCUCACGGCGGGCAAGGCGGUGAACGGCCUGUCCAUCGGUGCCUGGCUGGUGAUCGGGCCGCUGUACGCGUCCGAGGUGGCGCCGCUGAAGCUGCGCGGCUGGCUCACCGCCAUGACGAACAUCAUCCAGUUCUCGGGCGUGCUCGUGUUCACGGGGAUCAUGUACCGCCUGGGCCCGCAGAACCACGCCGAUGCGUACAUCAUCCCGUUCGCGUGCCAGUGGAUCGUCCCCUGCGUUAUGUUGCUCACGGUCUGGUUCUGGCCCGAGUCGCCCGUGUGGCUGGUCCGGACCGGGCGGAUCGAUGCGGCGAAGCGGUCUAUCCGGCGACUCCACGGCGCCAAGUCGGCUUCGAUCGAUCCGGACGCCAUCUUGGCCUUGAUCCGGGACACGGCACAUACGGAGCAGGAGCACCGGGCGCAGACGGCGAAUGUCACGUAUGCGGAUUGCUUCGCCGCCGUCGACCGCAAGCGCACGCUCAUCUGCAUGUUUGUGUAUGGCUGCCAGUACCUCUCGGGGAUCAUCUUCGUGCUCGGUUACCAGUCGUACUACUACCAGCUCACCGGGUUCGAUGCUAAGAUGUCGUUCUUGCUUGGCAUGCUGAAUAACUGCAGCAUGUUCGUCGCCAACAUUCUCUCCUGGUCGCUGAUUGGCUUUGUUGGCCGCCGCCCGCUCAUUGUCUGGGGCCAGUUUGCUUGCGCCUUGACCCUGCUUAUCGUCGGCGGUGCUUCGGUUCCGGGACGAAAGGAUACGUACCUGGUUACUAUUGCGUUCAUGUUUGUUUGGGGGUUCAUCUACCAACUUACGCUGGGAACGGUGGCGUGGACUGUUGUGGCAGAAAUCCCGUCGUGGCGGCUUCGCUCGCGAACUCAGGGGCUGGCCAACAUUGUUCUCGUCGUCAUCCAGUGGCUGGUCGGCUUCGUGUUCCCUUACAUGUUUAACCCGGACGCAGGGAACCUUGGCGGCAAGGUCGGUUUUAUUUUCGGUGUAACCACCCUGAUCGGCUUUAUCGGAUGCUGGUUUUGGCUUCCAGAGACGAAGGAUCGGACCGUGGCUGAGUUGGACGAGCUCUACGCAGCGGGGGUUAAGCCGCUGCUUGGCAAUCCAAUCCGCCUGGAAGCGCACACCCACCAGCGCCUCGUCCUUGACCUCGAGUAA
Phialemonium atrogriseum is the source of this 1834-nucleotide messenger RNA. Its product is annotated as general substrate transporter. The record is from RefSeq and is a predicted model, not a curated record. Gene Ontology annotation, biological process: carbohydrate transport; transmembrane transport. Gene Ontology annotation, cellular component: membrane. NCBI's taxonomy places the organism in Eukaryota, Fungi, Ascomycota, Sordariomycetes, Cephalothecales, Cephalothecaceae. The coding region runs from base 197 to 1834 and encodes 545 amino acids. The transcript is spliced from 4 exons. Gene Ontology annotation, molecular function: carbohydrate:proton symporter activity.